UAAGCAUUGGCGGCUGUGAGUAGACGGUUUCGGGGAGGUUCUAAACCCAUGAAUUUGUGCUUUUGAAGUCCUAUUUGUUACAGAACAGUAUUUUGAAAAUUUACAAUGAGUUCGAUAGGAACUGGGUAUGAUCUGUCAGCGUCACAGUUUUCUCCUGAUGGUAGAGUUUUUCAAGUUGAAUAUGCACAAAAAGCUAUUGAAAAUAGUGGGACUGUCAUAGGUCUGCGAGGCAAAGAUGGUGUUGUUUUAGCUGUUGAAAAGUUGGUCACAUCAAAAUUAUAUGAACCGGGUGCCAAUAAAAGACUUUUUACUAUUGACAAACACAUUGGAAUGGCAGUAGCAGGUCUGAUUUCUGAUGCUAGGGCAGUUGCAGAAGUUGCAAGGACGGAAGCUGCUAAUUACAGAUCUCAAUAUAAGAGCAGUAUACCUCUUAAAUACUUGAAUGAGCGAGUGUCUAUGUAUAUGCAUGCUUAUACACUCUACAGUGCUGUAAGGCCAUUUGGGUGCAGUGUUAUACUCAGCACUUACACAGAAGAAGACGGUCCAGAAAUGUAUAUGAUAGAUCCAUCAGGAGUUUCAUAUGGUUAUUUUGGUUGUGCUGUUGGGAAGGCGAAGCAAGCUGCAAAAACUGAAAUUGAAAAAUUAAAACUGAAAGAUAUGUCAUGUCAGGAGCUGGUGAAGGAAGCAGCCCGAAUUAUUUACCUUGUCCAUGACGAAUUAAAGGAUAAACAGUUCGAGCUGGAGAUGAGCUGGAUUGGCUCUCAGACAAGUGGUGUAAAUCAACAAGUCCCUGCUAAUGUACAUGCUGAAGCAGAAAAAGAUGCUAAAGCUGCGAUGGAAGAAGACUCCGAUUCAGAAACGGAAGAUAUAUAAGCAAGGAAAUAUUUUUUAAACAAAUAAAUACUAUUGUGAUGAGUGUUAUUUCAUAUUUUGUAAUAAAUUUAUGGAAAAUACAUACUGUAUUUUUGCUUAAGAAGACACCAUUUUCUAUGGCCUUCAUUUUAUAAAUAUGGUUAGAUCACUGCCAUUUAUUCACCAAUACUUCAAUUAAGUGUACAAUUAAUUAUUGUGCAUAAACAAAGGCAGUACAAUUCAUUUAUUUGAAUUAAUUUAAUCCUCUUCCGUUUCAGGAACAAAAUAUAAAUUGUAGUAUACUUAAUGUAUGCUGGCCAUUUUUUAAAAAGUCACAAUAUCAUAUUGUAUUGUUAUUUUUAAACUAAAAAUUAAUUUCUGUCUCAUAAUAAAGACAAAUAAAUUUGUCAAAAAAAUGUUUCUAGUGUUUAUGCGCUUGAUAAUUAAUUAACCCUGAUCAUAAUUAAUUUAUAAGGCAAUACAUUUUACUUAACUGUUAACAACGGGAAUCAUAAUGGAUAACUUUUAGUGGAAUUGGCUAAAAUUACAUUUGCCAAAACUUUUUCUUUGUCAUUUUAAUAUUUAAUAACUUUUAUAUUAAAUUUCAUUCUUGUAACCCUAGUAAAUACUUACUAAUAUUCAUUUAAUAAUUGGAUGAUACAUUAACGUAUACUAAUUUUUUUUGAUAUGAUGAAUGUUUGUUUAUAGUUAUAUAAUUAGCAGUUUUUUUAUCGACCUUUAGUUGCAGUGUUUUUUUUUAUUGAUUGUCUUUGGUAUGUCUUGUGUAACAGUUAAGUCAUCUGAAAUUUGAUCCAUUAUAUUAUAAUGAGAUUUAAUUAAAUCUUUUAUUUAGGUAGGUAAUUGUUAUUAUUACUGUGCUACAAAUAAUAUACUUUAUUUCACUUGAAUUAUUAUACAUCUUAAAUUAAUCACAUUAAAAAAACAACUUUGGAAUCAGUUCAAUUUAAGUUUACCUACUUAUUUAUUAUAAUCACAGUAUUCAGUGUUGAUUUUACUUCUCAUUCAGUUAACUUCCCACAGUUUCAAAUUAUUAUCUAAAACUUCUAAAAACCAGUCUCUUAUCUGCUUAUCCUUGAAUACUGGCCCAACUGUCAUCAGCUUCAAAUGAAGUAAAGCCUCGUUUCCCAGUAACACUUCAAGUUGCUUUAGCAGUUUGGAGUUUCUAUAAAGCUUGAGGAGAUUCGAAUAAGUAAUUUUGUAAGGUGGAUCUGCAGGUACCGUAUAGGAACUAUUUAAAGAUUCUUCUGCCCAAUCCAGGAGUGUCUCGUUUCCACUCGAUGUCAGAACAUUACCCAUGUGUUCUGCGAACUGUGGUGAGAAAAGGAAAUUUAUUUCUUCAUUACUGAGCGAUUGAAAACCAGAUGCCUUUUCAAUUUUAUCUCGCAAUUUCUUGUAUAUCUUUUGUGAGUAAACUAUUACUUGAUACAUAGAAUUUCCUGUCGCAUAGGAUGUUAUGUAGUGGGAACCAAAUGUCUUUACAAAACCCCACAAACUUGACAUAUCACCUAAUUUUACAGUUUCUGCUUUAUCUAGUACUGCUUGGUUCACUGACGCAUUCAAAGCUUCGAAUUCUGGAGAAAAAGAUAUUUUAUCUCUCACCCUAGUAAUUUUUACUAGGACAUAACAGUGAUCUCCUGACACAUAACUGACAUUUAUGCCAAGAUUGUACGCUAAUGUCUCAUUGCUAAAGUUCUCUAAAAAAGCUUCCCAUGGUUCAUCCAAUCUUUCGAUGGAGAAUUCUUGAAAGUAAGUUUUGAAUAGUUCAUGUAAGUCAUCACAAAAAAACAUGUUGAAGUUGCCAUGAAACACAGAAUUCCCUUCACUGAGUAAUUCCGUCUUCUUCAUAGACUCUAUGUCUUUAAAAAUUUCGACAGAGGGUUCCCUGAAUAUCCACUUGGUGUCAUUUCUCGGCAUAACUCUCAUCGUAAUAUGUAAGUAUCCGAAUCUUUCAAACAGAUUUAUAGCCCAUCCCAGCUUCAGAUUUUGACUAAGUCCGACCACUAAGCAGAUUGAUAAAAUAAUUAGGAACCCAUACCCAAAACUGAUUUUGGUUAAAGUCAUUUUUCGGUCAAGAGUGUCCCCUCAUGAUGGAAGCGCCAGAUGCCUGUAGAUGGCUAAGUCCCCUGGUGCUGUAUGUAACACCUGCGCUGUGGGAAGCUGUGAGGGUCCAUCCUGGUCCACACUUCCUUGAACACUGGCUCUGGGAUCACUUUCACUCCUCCUCCUCUGCCCCCACCCCCUGUCAACCCUCUCCC
This is a messenger RNA of Nezara viridula (southern green stink bug), 3128 nucleotides long. Lineage: Eukaryota; Metazoa; Arthropoda; Insecta; Hemiptera; Pentatomidae. The record is from the annotation of a GenBank genome assembly.